Messenger RNA from Paramisgurnus dabryanus, 1472 nucleotides. RefSeq lists its product as uncharacterized. The record is from RefSeq and is a predicted model, not a curated record. NCBI's taxonomy places the organism in Eukaryota, Metazoa, Chordata, Actinopteri, Cypriniformes, Cobitidae.
GGGCAGAUGAGCUCCUUCUAACCCAUCAAACAGAAAGUGAAAGUGUUUCAAAGCACAUGUCACAUGUUGUGAGAUCGUGAAGAAACUGUGUCUCCAUUAAAGCAGUGAUAUGAAUACAAGACGACGGAGGAGGACCGAAUCUACUAUUUCAGUCAAGCGUCCAAAAGUUGCAGUUUACGCAGAUGGCCCCUAUAAACGAUCUAUAAAAUACAUCAAACAAGGAAAAAUAAUUACCUAUGAAGAACAAGGAUUGGGUCAUGCUGGUGUCAACGCUGGUGAUUUGAAGGCUACAGCCAAAGGCCCCAAUGUCUCUCAUGCUGUUGAAAAAGCUGAGGCCAGCAUCAGAGAGAAAACACAGGUUGAGUUGAAAAGCGUAUCAGGCAGUGUUGGUGCUUUAAAAGUUAAGGCCCAGGGUCCCAACACAUCGCAUGUUGUUGAAUCAAAUGUGUUUGGAGUCAGAGAGAAGAUUUAUGUUCAAGCUGUCAAUGUAUCAGCCAAUGUUGGUUCUUUCCGAGCCAAAGCCAAUGGCCCAAGCUUCACAUCUGCUGUUGAGGCAAAUGAUUAUGCAGUUUCAGGAAUGGCUCAUGCCGAAUCAGCCAGCGUUUCAGCCAAAUUUGCUUAUGUGGAAGCAGAAGUCAAAGGUCCCAAUGCUUCAGCUGCAGUUCAAGCUAAUAAUGAUGGAGCUGCAGUGAUGGCUCAGUUCGAAUAUGGAAGCGCAUCAACCAAAGUUGGUGAUGUUGAAGCAAAGGUCAAAGGUCCCAGGGCUUCGGCUGGUGCUAAAUUAGGCAAUGAUGGAGUUUCGGUGAUGGUUCGUUCUGAGGUUUGCAGCGCGGAAGUCAAAGCCGGUUCAAUUGGUGCAAAGUUGGCCAUGGCAACCGAUACUGGUGCAUCUGUUGGUCAGAAUGGAGUGGAGGCAAAAUUCCUAGGAACUGGAUUUACAAUUGGUAAAAAAACCAGCAUAUCUAUUGGGGGUUGUGAACUCUCAUGGUCAUUUUAAAGUCCCAAUAAUAUUAAAACUGAUAAUUCUUAUGUAAUAUUGCAGUAUUUAUUAUAAAAAGUGUUUAAAUUCAUUGGCCCUCAUAAAUUUCAAUCAAAACCUAAAAAUGUACUUGUGGCGAACCUUUUCUGAGGACGUCAAUUAGAUGGUUGGGGCUGAGCUUCUGUUAUCUCUGCCCCUCCAACUGUCAGUCUGUGUUACCUGUUCCUUUUCUGAACGAAACACCUACUUUUCUAUAUCCAAUCAAAAGUUGAAACGACAAGCCAUGCCCACUAUUUUUCCAUGAUAUUCCAUUUUACUUGAAAUUACGUCACAAUACGGAAGUAAACUCACGUCUUCAACUUCUGGUUAAAAGUCACCAUGAGGGCACGUUAAUCACAGAUAAGUAAUUUGUAAAAAAAAAUACCAUAAUAUUUCAUAAAAAUUACAGUUUUCAUUUUAUUUUCAUGGUGACUUUAAGUAUAUAAGCAUGAAA